AUGUCCCGUGAUAAACUGAUAACACUAUCAGAUGUCGCAAAUCGAGCAUUUUAUAGUGGAAAUUUUGAAAAAGCUUUAAUACUUUAUAAUGAAGCAAUUCAAUUACAUCCAACUAAUUUUAUUCUCUAUUCCAAUCGUUCCGCUGUUUUUCUACGUUUGAAAUGUUUUCAUAAUUCAUUGGAUGAUGCCAAGCAAUCGUUGGCAUUAAAUCCUAAAUGGGCCAAGGGUUAUUUUCGAAAAGGUGAUGCUCUACGUGGCAUUGGAAGAUUUGAUGAAGCAAUUUUUGCGUAUUGUCAAAGUUUAGCAAUUGAAAAUGAGAUUGAAACAACUAACGCAUUGAAAUAUGGCUUAUAUUAUAGCUCAAUCAAAGAUAAUUUACCAAUUUUAUUGAGUGAAAUUGGAAAUGAAACGAAUGGAAUAAAGUUGGAUCCAUUCUUAAUUAUUAGCAUAAUUGGUCAAGAAUAUUUGGCUAUUGGCUAUAUAACUGAGGCAAUUGCGCUUCUUCAAUUAGCAUUAGAUAUGGAUGAAGCUAAUGUUGCACAAUUGGACUUGAAACUAUCAGUACUUGGUGCUAUUUCAUUUGCAUAUUAUCAACAAAAAAAUUACCGGCAAGCAAUUAAAUAUCUGCAGAUGCAACUUGAAAUCAGUAAGCAACUCGAUGAAUUCGAAAAACAGCUAACGAUUUAUAAAAGUAUCGUACGAAUUGCAUUACUGAACGAUGAGACUAUGCUUGCAAUUAAUUAUCUUCGAAAGCAAAUUCAAUUAAUGCAUUCUAACGAUAUAGAAGUAAACGAUCUUUUACUUAAUCUUGCUGAUUUGUACAUUCAACUUGGCCAUUAUCAACAUGCAGCGCAAAUUAUUGCCUCAUUUAGACCUUUGACAUUUCAAAGUGUAGUCAAAGUUGUGAAAUUUGCAUUGGUCAAGGACAAUGGCGGAGCGGCAUUGGCUUAUUGUAAUAAAUUAGCAAAUAUAAGCAAUACAACGGAUGAAAAAGCUUUAGCAACAUUGCUAAAAUGCAAAUGUCUUCUGCUUCGAAAAGAGACAACAAUGGCUAUAAAUAUUUUACAAAAUACAAUAGCACAUUUCGAGAAUAAUGGAACAACGGCGGAAAUUGUACAUUUUUAUUAA
Messenger RNA from Loa loa (African eye worm), 1128 nucleotides. Its product is annotated as TPR Domain containing protein. The transcript has 6 exons. NCBI's taxonomy places the organism in Eukaryota, Metazoa, Nematoda, Chromadorea, Rhabditida, Onchocercidae. The coding region runs from base 1 to 1128 and encodes 375 amino acids. The record is from RefSeq and is a predicted model, not a curated record. Gene Ontology annotation, molecular function: Hsp90 protein binding.